UCACUCCAUAUUUAUGGUCAAGGGUGUUUCGAAUGCCGACUUAUGGACCAUGUCUCAAAAAGAUAAAGAGCCGUUGAGGGAAUUCAUUGAGCGAUUCAAGAAAGUCGUUUCCAGCAUUACCAUAACUGAUGACGCCGCGAUCGCCGCUCUACGUAAUGCAUGUUCGUAUGAGUCUAGAUUCAGAGAAGAUCUCGUGAUUACUCAACCAGCAACAUUGGAGGAUGCUCUGCAUCAUGCUAAUCGAUUCAUCGAAAUCGAGGAAGAGAAGGCCGCGAUGGCAAAACGACAGCCCAAAGCAUCAAGUUCGAAAGAUAAGUCCAAUGACGAGCACUAUGAACCUCGCCAACACUACGACAAGGAUUAUGCUAAAAGUGACAAAGCUAAGAAAGCAGCGACGUAUGCCAUUGAUGGUUCAGACUCACAACCUUCGAAACCAUGGAACAAAUAUUAUCGUGAAACAGAUCCAAAACGCAAUCAAGCGUACUGCGAGUUCCAUAAAGUCUCUGGUCACUCGACCGAUGAAUGCCGAUAACUCCAACUAUUACUUCUCUUAAAAUGCAAAAAAGGCGACCUCGAUGUCGAAUAUGAACGAUGCCAAGUAGCCGCUCACAAGGAUAAUUUAUACCACCCAGUUCAAAAGGAUGACCAUAACAGAUGCAAUGACCGGCAGC
Arabidopsis lyrata subsp. lyrata is the source of this 671-nucleotide messenger RNA. RefSeq lists its product as uncharacterized. The transcript has a single exon. The record is from RefSeq and is a predicted model, not a curated record. Lineage: Eukaryota; Viridiplantae; Streptophyta; Magnoliopsida; Brassicales; Brassicaceae. The coding region runs from base 14 to 532 and encodes 172 amino acids.